AACCGAAUUAAAGCAGACAAGGGGUUUUCUCUGUCUUCAAGUAGGAAGAAUUAAGGAGCUGCCUGCCCAACAUUUAUUUUUAGUUCAAUGUUGCGUGGGUCUCGCUUGGUCAGGCUCAGGCCUUUUCAGUUCCAAGGGACAAGUUCAGAUUGGCUGCCAUCUUCUUUCAGGAAGGGCCCUGCAAUUGCUGCUGCCACUAACACCAUCCUCUUCUUGGGUUUCUUCGUAAUUUCUGCUGCCAUUUUGUGUUCUUAUUGGAUCCAAACUUCCAAUUUUCAGAUUGGUAAUUCUGCAAACGAAACCGUAUUAAUCUCCAACAAGUAUCAGGAACCCUUUAAGGUGAUUGAAUUCCCACUCAACUGUUCUAUUGGCAGCAAUAUUAAUCAGACACAAACCUGCCCAACAAGCUACCCUACAACCUUUAGCAACCUUGAUGAUCUUGACUCUUCAACAAACCCGGUAUGCCCGGAUUAUUUUCGGUUCAUCCACCAGGACCUAAUGCCAUGGAAAGCCACAGGGAUCACAAGGGACAUGGUGGAGAGAGCAAAGGAAACAGCACAUUUUAGGCUAGUGAUUGUGAAUGGCAAGGCCUAUGUUGAAAAGUACAAGAAGUCCAUACAGACAAGGGAUGUGUUUACUAUAUGGGGCAUUUUGCAGCUUCUUAGGAGGUACCCUGGGAGACUGCCUGACUUGGAGCUCAUGUUUGACUGUGAUGACAAGCCGGUCAUCCAAUCAAGCGACUACCGGGGACUGAACUCGACUCAGGUGCCGCCACUGUUCCGGUAUUGUGGUGACAGAUGGACAAGGGACGUUGUGUUCCCUGAUUGGUCCUUCUGGGGUUGGUAA
This is a messenger RNA of Prunus avium (sweet cherry), 846 nucleotides long. NCBI's taxonomy places the organism in Eukaryota, Viridiplantae, Streptophyta, Magnoliopsida, Rosales, Rosaceae. The record is from RefSeq and is a predicted model, not a curated record.